GAAGUCGGUGUCGUGUGUCUCGUUACAGAGGACCCCAAAUAAAAAGUGUUCUCCAAAGCCGUACACAUCGUAAUCCGUACAGAGGCAGUGGUACAAUCAUGAUGCAGACGAGACGAGAUAUAUAGAAUGACUGAGAUGUCCCCAGUUCUCUAGUCUUCUGCUACAUAGGUCUCAUUUCAUCAUUCACCCAUUAAAGCUCAUGGCUUCGCCCACCGACUGCUAAGCCUCCCCAGUCCCCAGACCUGGCUUUGCAUUUAUGAUUUAACUUCAAUCCUUUCUAUCCAUUCUCCUUAUUUUCUUUCAUUUUCACUACAUGCAUACGAAAUUGCGAAUACACCCAGCAACAAAGAUUGGAAAAACCACUACUUAAAAAUCUUCACAUCAUCAGAUCCAUUACUCAUUUUGUUCUCUUGAUGAAUUUAUGUUCAUUGGUUUUCAGAUUUCUGUAGUUUAAUUUAAACAUAAAUGGGUCGGACAUUUGGUCUUGUAUCUACUCUGGCAGCGCUGUUUCUCUUCUUCUGCAAAAGCCAAGCUUUGUUACCUGCAAACGUUAGCAACAUCAACAGCAGCCGUGCUCUUCACGACUAUAGACGCUUCCUCCUUGCUAAUGGCGUCGGUCGUACGCCUCCAAUGGGAUGGAACAGCUGGAAUCAUUUCCAAUGUAGAAUUGAUGAGUGGGUUGUGAAGAGCACUGCUGAUGCUCUUGUUUCGACUGGGUUAGCAGCACUUGGAUACAAAUAUGUAAAUAUUGAUGAUUGCUGGGGAAAUGAGAAUAGAGAUGCCAGGGGUAAUCUCGUUGCCAGGGCUUCUACUUUUCCUUCAGGCAUCAAAGCUCUUGCUGAUUAUGUUCAUGCAAAGGGCCUAAAGCUGGGCAUUUACUCUGAUGCUGGUUACAGAACCUGCAGCAAGACCAUGCCGGGUUCCUUUGGGCAUGAAGAUCAGGAUGCGAGAACCUUUGCUACUUGGGGAGUUGAUUAUUUGAAGUAUGAUAACUGUUACAAUGAUGGCUCCCAUCCUCAAGACAGGUUUGCUCGAAUGAGUUAUGCAUUACAAAAGGUUGGCCGACCAAUUGUCUACUCAAUUUGUGAAUGGGGAGAAGAGAAUCCAGCAAACUGGGCUGCGAGAUUUGGUAAUGCCUGGAGAACCACAGGUGACAUUCAAGACAAAUGGGACAGUAUCACAUCAAUUGCAGAUGGGAACAACAUUUGGGGAAGAUUUGCAGGGCCAGGCAGAUGGAACGAUCCUGACAUGUUGGAAGUGGGAAAUGGAGGAAUGAGUCUAGAGGAGUACAGGUCUCACUUUAGCAUUUGGGCUCUUAUGAAGGCUCCUUUACUUAUUGGAUGUGAUAUCAGAACCGCUAGCAGAGAGACUCUCCAGAUCCUGGGAAACAAGGAGGUGAUUGAUGUUAAUCAGGACCCACUUGGAGUUCAAGGGAGGAAGAUAAGAUCACAAGCAGGGCUAGAAGUUUGGGCAGGACCAUUAUCAGGGAGAAGGGUUGUAAUUGUAUUAUGGAACAGAAGCUGGGCUCGGGCUCCUAUUACAGUCGGAUGGCGGGAAGUUGGAUUCUCUCCUUUCAGUCCUGUUAUUGUUAGAGACCUAUGGAUGCACUCAUUUGUGUCCAAAAGGAUGCGUUUCCGAUUGACUGCUUAUGUUGCUCCUCAUGCUUGUAAGAUGUAUGUCCUUACCCCAAUAUAAACUAGGAAAAAGGGAAGCUUAUAUUUUCCAAAAAUCAUGUAUAAUAAUGCAGAUAAGAUACAAGCAUGAAAUUGUAAUUGAAUGCUAUGGAAGUCAGCCAAGUGGAAAGCAUAAGAGAUUGUGGAAUGUAAACAUUUCAAGAGUCAAGAGUGCAUGAUUCGAUGAGCAUAAA
This is a messenger RNA of Nelumbo nucifera (sacred lotus), 1867 nucleotides long. Its product is annotated as alpha-galactosidase-like. The record is from RefSeq and is a predicted model, not a curated record. Lineage: Eukaryota; Viridiplantae; Streptophyta; Magnoliopsida; Proteales; Nelumbonaceae. Gene Ontology annotation, biological process: carbohydrate metabolic process. Gene Ontology annotation, cellular component: plant-type cell wall. Gene Ontology annotation, molecular function: hydrolase activity, hydrolyzing O-glycosyl compounds.